AAAUUGACUAAAAAAUCAUGUCAAGCAACGGUCCGACAGAUACCAACGGGAUGAAGGACAACGCCAGGCUGCCGGUGGUCUUGACGAUUGCUGGAUCUGACAGUGGCGGCGGGGCGGGCAUUCAAGCUGACCUCAAGACAUUCUUCGCCCUCAGAUGCCAUGGAACGAGGUGAGCAUCGCAUGCUGUGUGCGUCGAUGAGGCGUGCAUCGCAAGGAGCCACGGCUCCUUUCUCUCGUGUGUUUGUGCCUGCAGCGCUAUUACCUGCCUUACAGCCCAGAACACGACAGCAGUUGACGCCAUCCACGCCGCUCCCCCUUCCUUCGUUGCUCAGCAGAUCAAGACCAUCACUGCUGACUUCAGUCUGUCCGCCAUCAAGACGGGCAUGCUCUACUCCAAGGCCAUCAUCGAGAGUGUCGUGGACACGCUCAAAUGCGUGCUGCUUCAGGAGGGGGCCGCGGAUCUGGCUAUUGUGGUUGAUCCGGUGAUGGUGGCUGCGAGCGGCGCUCGAUUGGUGGAGGCCAACGCCAUUGAGGCGAUGAAGGAGCAGCUGCUGCCGCUCGCUACCAUCGUCACACCCAAUGUGCCCGAGGCGGAGGCGAUGCUGCACGACUACAAGGUGAGUAUACAAAGAGUGAGUGGCCGCAUGUGUGCUGGCGCAUGGCAUUUCUGCGUGUGUGUGUGUGUGUGUGUCCUUCCUAUAGGACAGCAGUGGGUCACGUCCUUUCCGCGAGAUCUCGUCAAUCGAGGCGAUGAAGGGCGCCGCGCAAGCCGUCUGCGACCUCUACAACGUUCGCUCCUGCCUCAUCAAAGGCGGCCACCUCACCGCUGCAGCCGACCCCUCUGAGGCUGCUGAUGUCCUCUUCGUUCGUGAGACGGGGAGGCAUCAUGUGUUUGCGGGCAAGCGGCUGCCGCUGGUCAACGUGCAUGGGACGGGAUGCACGCUGGCCAGUGCCAUUGCUGCGUUUCUGGCGAGGGGCAAGAGCGUCGAUGAUGCGUGCCGGCUUGGCAAGGCGUAUGUGAAGCAUGCCAUUGAAGCGGCCUACCCGCUGGGCAGCAGGUCGAGGGGACUGGAACAUCGCUGGAGUGACGAUGAUGUGUUGUAAGGGCAGUGCAGUGAGGUGGUCUAACCUGUGAGCAGCUGUGAGAUUCACAUAAUGUGCUGUCAGUGAUGUGAAUGGGCGGAUGGGCUAGACAAUGGUUUACAAGCUAGCUAGGUGAUUGCGUCUUUCAGAGCUAAGUUGAUGUCUUCGUGGCUUCCUGUCGCUCUCUCUCUUCCGAGAGAAGUGCCUCUGUGCUGCCAGUGCUUGUGCAUGGGUGUUUGCUGAUACGCAUAUGCGUGGGGACGCUUCCGUGGCUGAAGGGCGCGCGCCCAGCACACCUGAAUCUGUGUGUCUGUCAAAUGAAAU
This is a messenger RNA of Vitrella brassicaformis, 1407 nucleotides long. The record is from the annotation of a GenBank genome assembly. Lineage: Eukaryota; Vitrellaceae.